Messenger RNA from Lingula anatina, 800 nucleotides. RefSeq names its product HAUS augmin-like complex subunit 3. Gene Ontology annotation, biological process: spindle assembly; microtubule organizing center organization. The record is from RefSeq and is a predicted model, not a curated record. NCBI's taxonomy places the organism in Eukaryota, Metazoa, Brachiopoda, Lingulata, Lingulida, Lingulidae. Gene Ontology annotation, cellular component: HAUS complex; microtubule organizing center; mitotic spindle.
UAUCGGGGAAUUAAAAGAUCUGAAACUGGAGGGAGAAACGAAUGGCACUGAGCUAAUCGUAACUCCUAGUGGAAAUUUUUAAGGAUGCCAAGAAUAAUUUGUGAUGAAAUGUAAAUUGCAUAUAUAAGCACAUUUAGACACCAUGAACGGUAACCAGUUUCUGACAACUUUGAAGAAGUUGGGUUAUCCACAAGCCAGUAAUUUAGAUGCCCAAACAUUUGAUUGGAUAUUUGAAAAUGAUGCAGUCUUACCAUUUUUAGAAUGGUUUUGUGACCAUGCCCAUGCACUGAAUGUUUUACAGGAUAGAGAACUAAGAGAAUACAGAUCUCUAGAGGAAUCCACUGGAGUGCUGGAAGGUCCACAGUUACAAGAUGCAUUGAACAGCAUUGAAGGAGCCGAGGAUGACAUUCCAGUUGCUGAAUUGAGAGAGCAUGUAAACUCUAUGAAGAUGGAGCUAGAUUUAUGGAGGGGAAGAAAGGAAAGUAUACUGAGGCAGAGAAACAAGCUAAGUUUACAUAACACUUCUGUCAACCACAAGCUCUCAAAGUUGGGACCCAUGGAAACUGUUGCCAAAAAAGACUACAAGAGAUGCCUUGAACAGAGCCAGGCUGACAAUUCAAAGGUACAGCAUUGUAAUACUGUACUUUUUAUGAUUAUAGUACUUAACAUAAGUGCUCUUAGACAAAUAUUUGGUCAUGUUUCCUAGCUCUUGGGUGAAGAUGGCAUGAUGGCAUUGCACAGUUCCUAUACAGGCAGUGUUCAGUGGACUUGUGUUGAUCAUGAUAAUGCGUGAACCUGUU